UUGACAUCAGCAACAGAGACAUCCUUUUUGUGCAGACUGAAGUUCAUCACCAUGGCCAAGACAACUUUGGCUGUCUAAUAUGUCAUUUUUGUGCUGUUGUCCCUGGUGUGCCUGGUGUCCAAGAUGAAUAAAGUCAACCAAAAGUCGUGCAAAACACCACCCUUUGAGAUAAACCAACCUGACAAGGAUGACGAUGACACCAACCCUGGCACUUGCAAAAUUGCAGUCCAGGAGAACAGCAAAGAUUUAAGAAAGGUGUUUAAUGAUCCCAUCCAUGGCCACAUCGAGUUACAUCCACUUCUUGUCAAAAUCAUAGACACCCCUCAAUUCCAGAGACUACGAAACAUCAAGCAACUUGGGGGGAUUUAUUUUGUUUAUCCAGGAGCAUCUCACAAUCGCUUUGAACACUCGAUUGGGGUGGCACAUUUAGCAGGUGAGCUUGCAAAAGCUCUGAAGGUGAAGCAGUUGGAGCAGAUCAAGCCACUGGAGGAGUUGAAGGAGUUGAAGGAGUUGAAGAAGUUGAAGCCUUUGGAGUUGGAACAGUUGAAGAAAUUGCAGAACUUGACGCCUCAGGAUUUGAAGGAGCUGCAGGAGUUGAUGCCUGACAAUUUGGAGAAGUUGAAGAAAUUGCAGAAUUCGAAGCCUGAGGAUUUUGAGAAGUUGAAGGCUGAGGAGUUGGAGGAUUUAAAGAAAUUGGUAGAGUUGGAGAACCUUGGUUUUACGAAGUUGGAGAAGUUGAAGAAAUUGCAGAAUUCGAAGCCUGAGGAUUUGGAGAAGUUGAAUCCUGAGGAUUUGAAGAUGUUGCAAAGGUUUAAGCCUAAGGAUGUGGAGAAGUUUGAGAAGUUGGAGAGGUUAGAUGAGUUGAAGAAAUCACUCAUCAGUGACCAAGAUGUUCUCUGUGUGCAGAUUGCCGGUCUUUGUCAUGACCUAGGACAUGGGCCCUUUUCUCAUUUUUUUGAUGGGAUGUUUAUGGAUGCAAUCAAAAGAGACAAAAAAGGCAAAGCAGACAAAGAAGUCACAGACAAUGAAAAAUGGACGCAUGAGAAGGCCUCUAUUGAAAUGUUUAAACACCUACUGGAUCAAAAUGGCUUAAAAGAAGUGAUGAAGAAAUAUGGACUGAAAGUAGAUGAAGAUGGAACUGACCUGGUGUUUAUUGAAGAAAUGAUUAAGAAACCUCAGGAUGAAAAACCUCAGAAUGAUGCAGCUCAGGAUAAUGAACAUCAGAACAAUGAUGCUUCCAAGAAGGUACUGUGGCCAUAUAAAGGUCGAGAAGAGAAAAAAUCCUUUCUCUAUGAAAUUGUGUCAAACAAGAACACCGGGAUUGAUGUUGACAAGUUUGACUACUUUGCCAGGGAUUGCCACCACCUGGGCAUUCCGAACAGCUUUGACCAUCAGCGCUUCGUCAUGUUUGCCAGGGUGUGUGAUGUGGAGGAGGAUAGGAAAAAAACUAAGCACAUUUGCUCUAGAGACAAGGAAUCUGCAAACCUGUAUGACAUAUUCCAGCAAAGGCUCUCGAUCCACAGAAGAGCCUGCCAGCACAAGAUAAAAAUGGCAGUAGAAAUUAUGCUCAAAGAUGCCCUCAUACUAGUAGAUGACCAUCCAGACUUCAAAAUUAAAAGUUCAAAAGGGGAGAUGCUAAAUAUCUCCCAGGCAAAUGGUGACAUGGAGGCAUACACAAAGCUGACAGAUCAUGUGUUUGAAAGAAUACUCCAUUACCAGGAAGGAAGGAAGGAACCUUCCUCCGAGGAAGAAAGGAAAAAAGAACAAGAUUUGGAGCAGGCAAGAGAGAUUCUACAGAGGGUCGUGGAAGGAAGGAAGGAACCUUCCUCUGAGGAAGAAAGGAAGAAAGAACAAGAUUUGGAGCAGGCAAGAGAGAUUCUAAAGAGGGUCAUGGAACGGGACCUGUACCGCUGUGUGGGUCAAGCCAAGAAAAAAUCAGGAGAGGAGAUAAAGGAAAGGUUAAAAAACCUGGUUAACGACAUUCAGGAGGACGGGAAAGACAGAGAUGAAGUUAAUAAUGUCACUUUGACAUAUAACAUGGGAAAUGAGAAGUCCAUCACUAAAGAAUAUUCUUAUGACAAGGAGAACUCUAAAACACCAGAGGACAAGAAAAAAGAAAAAAAGAAAGCACUUGAGAAAAUUAAGGAGGAUUUGGAAGGUAAACUGAGUGAAUGCUCUCCUGAUGACAAGUUUGAAGUUAUUGAUGUCACUUUGGACUAUGGGAUGGAAAAUGAUGACCCCCUCAUUAAAGCAUAUUUCUAUCGCAAGGAUAACCCUGAUAAAGGAGAACCAAUCCCCAAAUCAGAUGUGUUCAGUGUCCUCCCAGACUGGUUUUCUGACGAGAUGCUUAGGGUUUACUGGAAGAAUCCUAAGGAACUAACAGAUGAACAAAUAAAAACAAAAGAGGAAGAAUUCAAGAAAGUCUUCAAUGACUGGUGCAAGGAGAAUGGUUAUAAGGAUCUAAACAAGGAAGUCCCCAGCGCUGGUCGAGCAACUUCAGGAAAUGAAUGAAUGAAUGAAUGAAUAUGUCAAAGAUUCAGUUAUCAAUUUUUUUUGUGCAACAGUAGAGAUUUUAAUAUAGGUGUUUUGAAUGAGAAAAAUAAUGUUGUUUGAUUUUUUUUUCAUUGUUUGAUUUAAAUGUUAACUAUAUGAUUUAGACUAGAUGUGAAAUUUUAUCAAAAUAUUACAUAUUGAAUGAUUUUUUUGUGAUUUGGACUAACUGAUACUACUUCCUUUAACAUGUAUCAAUAUGAAAUAAGCUCUUGAUAAUCUAAAAUAAAAAAUUUAUUGUAAUGUUUUGACUACAUAUUGCACGUUUUCACUAGAAUCAAACUAAAUAGAUCACCUCGUUUCAAUACAUGCAGUUUUGGGUACUGUUGUGAUUUGGUCAUUAUCUGAAAAUUCAUUAUUUAUCAUAUCGUCUAUCAAUGAAAAUCUAUAAAAGUUAGAAUCUUUCAGCUGUUUUCCUGUUCUGAUUCGUUUGCUGCUGAUUUCUGGUAAAUUCCAAAUAAAGCUAAUUUUCUCUUA
Maylandia zebra (zebra mbuna) is the source of this 3027-nucleotide messenger RNA. NCBI's taxonomy places the organism in Eukaryota, Metazoa, Chordata, Actinopteri, Cichliformes, Cichlidae. The record is from RefSeq and is a predicted model, not a curated record.